Xenopus tropicalis (tropical clawed frog) is the source of this 6227-nucleotide messenger RNA. RefSeq names its product OTU deubiquitinase 7A (gene otud7a). The record is from RefSeq and is a predicted model, not a curated record. NCBI's taxonomy places the organism in Eukaryota, Metazoa, Chordata, Amphibia, Anura, Pipidae. Gene Ontology annotation, biological process: protein deubiquitination. The coding region runs from base 730 to 3516 and encodes 928 amino acids. Gene Ontology annotation, molecular function: DNA binding; cysteine-type deubiquitinase activity; zinc ion binding. The transcript is spliced from 16 exons. Gene Ontology annotation, cellular component: nucleus; cytoplasm.
CCGGCUAGUGGGCGGUGUUUGAGCUGGUGAUGUCACGCUCCUUGAAGACAUGGGGGCGGGCCCUCUAUUCUGCAGGGUGAAGUAUGAAGGCAUCUGAUGCUGCUGGUGCUGCUGAUAGAGCCUGAGAUUGGAGCUGGGUGACCUGAAGCCGUUAUCGUGGCCCCAGCGGCUGGAUGCAGAAGGGCGCACGGAUUAGAUGGGGCACACAUGAGGCAGGGCAGACAGUCUUCAAAACAGUAGUUGGAUGGGAGUCAGUACUUCUGCUCCUCUGAGCAUAAUCAGCAGCAAUGUCUGGAAUUGGCUACGCUGACAGAAGCGAAUAAAAAUAUCUCCAGAAGCUUUCUAAUUCCUUGUGCUUGAAAAGAAAAAUUCUACAAACCAUGGGCCUCAGAAUGCAGCUACACAGAAUAUUACCAAAUUGGAACAGUUCUUAAUGCAACCAUAGUUCUAAUAAAGAAUGUUUUCGCUUUGCUUGAAAUGUCACGGAGGACUGUCAAGAAUCAAAAUUUCCAAGCCCUGCUGAAAAACAACAGUGUAUUUGCAUAUUAGUAGCUAUAAUAAGUGAGAUCCCAUCAGCUAUUCUGUUAGCGGGGCAGUGAGUCAUUGUCACACAGUGGAGGAAUUGUUGCUCUUCUACGAGCAGCAUGGCACAGGCAGCCCACGAUGGAGGUGUUCUAGUUUAUCCCUUCUGCUCCUGCUGCUUGCAAAGCAGCGCCACUACAUGAUCACAUGACUCUGGAUAUGGACUCAGUCCUGUCAGACUUUGUUCGGUCGACAGGGGCUGAACCAGGUCUGGCAAGGGACUUGCUGGAAGGAAAAAACUGGGAUCUCACUGCAGCUUUAAGUGACUAUGAACAACUUCGACAGGUGCACACAGCAAAUUUGCCUCAAGUAUUUAAUGAAGGUAAAUACUACAAGCAGCAGGAGAAAGAAAUCACCCAGCAUGUCAACAAGAUCGAGAAACCAAACCUCCAAAGACAGGAUGACAUUGCUCAAGAAAAGAGACUCUCCAGAGGCAUUUCCCAUGCCAGCUCAGCCAUUGUUUCCCUUGCUCGGCUUCAUGUGGCCAAUGAAUGCAGUAGCGAGCCAUUUCCUCUUGAAAUGCCCAUCUACACAUUCCAACUACCAGACCUCAGUGUGUAUAGUGAAGACUUCAGAAGCUUUAUUGAACGGGACUUAAUUGAGCAAUCAACAAUGGUGGCUUUAGAACAGGCAGGGAGACUAAACUGGUGGUCAACUACAUGCUCAAGUUGCAAACGUCUUCUGCCCUUAGCAACAACUGGAGAUGGAAAUUGCCUUUUACAUGCUGCCUCUUUGGGAAUGUGGGGAUUUCAUGAUAGAGAUCUGGUUCUGAGGAAAGCCCUUUAUACCAUGAUGAGGAGUGGAGCUGAGAGGGAAGCACUGAAAAGACGGUGGAGGUGGCAACAGACACAGCAGAACAAAGAGUCCGGGUUGGUUUACACAGAAGAUGAGUGGGAACGGGAGUGGAAUGAACUACUGAAGUUGGCAUCUAGUGAGCCCCGGACACACUUCAGCAAGAACGGAGGCUCUGGUGGUGGAGUUGACAAUGCAGAAGACCCAGUGUAUGAGAGUCUGGAGGAAUUCCAUGUGUUUGUACUGGCCCAUAUUUUGAGAAGACCAAUUGUUGUAGUUGCAGAUACAAUGCUCCGGGACUCAGGGGGAGAAGCAUUUGCACCUAUCCCUUUUGGCGGAAUUUAUUUACCUCUUGAAGUCCCACCAAAUAGGUGUCACUGCUCACCCCUGGUCUUGGCCUACGAUCAAGCCCAUUUCUCAGCACUUGUGUCCAUGGAGCAGAAAGAUCAACAACGAGAGCAAGCAGUCAUCCCUUUAAUUGACUCAGAACACAAGCUUCUACCUUUGCACUUUGCGGUUGAUCCUGGGAAGGACUGGGAAUGGGGCAAGGAUGACAAUGAUAACAUCAAGUUAGCCAGUCUGAUCCUGUCUCUGGAGGCCAAACUGAACCUUCUGCACAGCUACAUGAAUGUAACAUGGAUACGCAUCCCCUCUGAAACACGGGGCCACACAUCUUGGUCAGCACCCAGGCCUCUGAGCAGUGGGGAUUGUCAGGCACCCUUGGCCCAACCAGAAUCUCCAACAGCUUCCACAGGCGAAGAUGUGCAGUCACUGGCGGACUCCAUGGACUCUGAUCGAGACUCUAUCUGUAGUAAUUCUAAUGUCAACAAUGGAAAAAAUGGGAAAGAUAAAGAUAAAGAAAAACAAAGGAAGGAGAAGGAAAAGAAUAGAACUGAUUCUGUGGCAAAUAAGCUUGGAAGUUUUAGUAAAACACUGGGUAUUAAGUUGAAAAAGAACAUGGGGGGCCUUGGAGGAUUAGUUCAUGGUAAAAUCAGUCGAGCUAAUUCAGGCAAUGGGAAGAACGGGGACUCAACUGACAAAGUUAAAAAGUCCAAAUCUCGGAAGGGGAGCAAAGAGGAAUCAGGACAGUCUGCCAGUACGUCCCCUUCUGAGAAAACAACUCCAUCACCCACCGAUAAAGCUAGCAUUUCUCCUGUUGAUAAACUAACCAACAGAUCACUGUCAGAUAAUAAGUCUGACCCAUGGAAAUAUAGCACAGAUGUAAAACUCAGCCUUAAUAUAUUGAGAGCAGCCAUGCAAGGGGAACGUAAGUUUAUCUUUGCAGGGCUUCUUCUUACCAGUCACCGGCAUCAGUUCCAUGAGGAAAUGAUUGGUUUCUACUUAACCAGUGCCCAGGAACGUUUUAAUGCUGAGCAAGAGCAGAAAAGGAAGGAGGUUGAGAAGAAAGCUUCUCUAAAUGGAUCAUCGUGUCGAAAGCUAGAUCAAGAUGGUUUUGCUAAAGAUAAGCUGGAUUCCUCACCUCAGGACAGGGCAUCACCAAUCUUGCCUCAAAGCCAUACAACACAACUUGUUCUAAAACUCAAAGAACGUUCCAGUCCAACCCCAACAUCCUAUCCCUCACCCAACAAUGGUGCUAAAAAAUGCAGCCCCAUUCCAGUAUCUGCACACUAUAGCCAUACACCACCAGUCCAAAGGCAAAGUGUUAUCCAUUUACAUGAUGUCAACUCCAAGUCGUCCAGCUUCCAAGAUGACCCUUAUAAGCCAACAAUAGGCUCCUUAAAAACUUGUGCUACAUAUCCCCAACAAAACAGGUCAUUAUCUUCACAAAGUUAUAGCCCGGCAAGGUUAUCGGGUAUACGCACAGUGAACACAGUGGAAUCUCUUACAUAUGAAAAGCCUUCGGAGCAUAAAUCUCAGACAUAUACAAAUGGGUUCAACUCUAGUGAUAUCCGAGACUGCUUAGAAUAUGCUGAUGAGGAAGCCUCUCAGACAUGGUUGAACAAUGAUAAAAACAGCAGAGGCAGAAGCACAGGUUGUCCAAUCUAUUCACUCCAUCAGAGCAGGUGUAAAAAAGAAAAUUGUUCUUUUUAUGGGCGCCCUGAGACUGAAAAUUACUGCUCUUACUGCUACAAAGAGGAGCUGAAGCGUCGGGAUAGGGAAAGUAAAGUUCACAGGCACUGAAUGGCCCAUACCACAUAAGAUCUAUCCUUUUAUACAUGCAAGACUUCUAUACUAAACUCACUUUAAUUGUAAUAGAACAAAUUAGCCAAAUUAGACUAAAGACAGGGAUGCAAUGACACAUCUGCUUGUUUUGAUACAAAAGCAGGCAUCAAUAUGUUGGUAACAAUGUAAAGGCAUAAUAAUACCUUUAUAUUCCGUUUAUCCCUGCUCAUGUUCAUGUGUUAAGCUGAAAGGUUGUUUAUAUCACAGUCAGAAUGUGGUUAUUAUUAACUAAGGUGCCUGAACUUUUUUCUAUCACUCAGGUAAGUAGAAAGAAACAUUAAAUAUUUCUAAUAUCACUAUUGGCUUUGUGCAGUCAGAGAUGAUCUUUGGCUUUCAUGGUUUUAUUGAUUUCCUAUGUGACACAAACAUACAUUUCUACUAUCUUUUUAGUCACUUCAUGUACAUUUUACAUUAAAGGGUUUUGUAAUUUGGUCUUCCCUUUUGUGGAUCCUGGCGACAAUGAGAAAAAGAUCUCGUAAGGCUGGAUACCUGCAUGAAACCAUUUUAAAUUCCAAAGUCCCUAUGAAUCAGAGCUUAAUAUAUCCUGAAAAUGUGUUUCCUUGAAGGGGGAAUUAGUGUUGCAAGACUAAUUAGGUCAUUAGCAGACAAACAGGGCGAUUCAUCUUACUCGAAUAUAAUGCAGCCGUUUCCAUAUUCACAACUGCCAUUGUGUCCUUUAAUACCCAGAAUGCAAUAGUGAGAAAAACGCCCAGUGACAUGAUAAACCAUACCUAAUAAUCUGCAUGUUUUUUACAAUAUAACUCAUAAAUAUUUCAAGGACGAGUAUACUGGAAUUAUGUCAUAGCUUGAGCAGAGAUACCCUGCCAUUGUGCGGCUGAUCAGCAAUACUUUCUGCAGUGAUGUCAGACUCACCUUCAGACUCUCCUGAACCAGUGAUUGGCUAAGAACUGUGCUGCAGUUCAACAUAGCAAUAGUUGGGGGCUAAACAUUUUGAGGUCACUCGUAAUUAGGCUAGUCAUUAAAAUGACUUACUGGGGCUGAUUAACAUAGAUGCUAUAAAAUACCAGCCCAUAUGCCAGUAGCAACCAAUCAGCAGCUAGUUUUGAUCAAAUUGCUACAAGUAAUAAAAUGAAAGCAAAGACCUAUUAGUCACUAUGGGUAACUGUAGUGAUAACGUUUAGCACGUCUUAGUAAAUAAGCCCACAUGUAGGCCUGAAUCCCCAUUUUUUAGUCUUUGUCGCCACUAUUCUGUGGGCAGUGCCAAGUGGAAACCUGCACAUAGAUGCUAAGUCAGUAAAAUAAUUAUCAGUUUCCCUAAUAUUAAGGUUUCAGCUAACUAUAUGGGGCCUCUAGGCUUGCAUAGCGCUCUGCAUGUCAUUUGUAUCACAAAAGAGACUGAGGUGUAAUCACAUGUAUUUCCAUAACAUUUCCAUUGCAAGUGACACUGCAUACAUUUUUCCUUUCAUUAAAGAGUCAGUAAACCUUUCAAAAGUUUAAAACCGAAGACCUUUUAGUAUGGUGUAGUAUACAAGUGUUCUGUAGGUCCUCCUUUUUGGUAUUUUUGAGUUAUAAAUGCACACUGGCCCUUGCAACUACUCUGUGGCUUGAAUGGCAAAUGAUAAUUGUACUCUAGCAUCACACUCAAACUGCACUGGUUGCUUGGCUCAGGGACAAUUCCAAACAUUAGCUUUCAGUGUCAAAAUCGUCCUAAAUAUCCCUCUAGUCUAGGGAGGUGUUUAGGAACCUCAUGUGUGCUGCAUACUCCCUUUUGUCUUGCUGAGAGCAUCUGUUCAGUGUACGAUGUUCAUUGCUUUAGAAUGUGCCUAUGACAAGCACCAGACAAGAUGCGUCUGAACAGCGCUGCUUGAUAUGUUCCAGCCAUACACAUUGCUAACAAGAGUUACAAAAAACGUCAUAAUGUUUAGCCUACAUGUAAUAAUAAAUAUCUCUGUGUGUGCUUGUACUGCAAUUGACACUGAACAUUCAUUUCUAGUGACUGGCACAGACAUAGAGUUGUCACUGUUCUAGAUAGUCAGUUGGGAAUCCGCUGACAGAAGCUAAAGCAAAAUGUACCCUGUCAAUACAAUUGGCCCAUGCUUCUGCAAACAAAUAUUUCUAUAUGUCUCACGAGAAGAGGUCAGUUGAAAGACCUGGAGAAGAUUCAUGGUUCCCACUGCCCUUAGACCACAAACCAGUCAAUUUCUACAAAUAAAAAAUGCCCAUUAUUAUUAUAAUUCUUACAUAGUGCAGUCCUUGCUUUACAGUUAACCAGUGAUAUCAAACCAUUUUACCCCCCUUCACUUCCACCAGAAUUUUCACAGUAUAUUUAGGCCGAGAGAUAUUGGACUUGUGCCUCCUGGCCUCUGUGAGCUACAGUUCCUAACAUCUGCAUCACCUCUAGCCUCUACCUCUGGGGCACUGAGUGCUAGUGAUUGGGCAUUGAGUGCCAUUUAUUGGAUAACUGGUUUAUGUAAAAAAUGCAAACGUUAAAGAUUUAAAAAUGACACCUGUUCAUCAGGCAUAAAGUAUUAAGGAUCCACAGAAGGCUAACAUACAAUAUACAGAUCCCCUUUGGAACAGUUCAUCAAAUGUUCUCAUAGACAAAGUUAAAUGCAUAAUAAUAAAUAUUGAACGUGUUACUCAUAUCUAAAAUGCUAUUUAAUUUACAUAUUGCACAUAAAAAUACUGAAGGGAAAAAAGUAUGUGAA